AUGAGGGUGUGUAACCGCGGUGUGAUGAUGCUGCUGACCACGGCGGGUGCUUUCUGCGCCUUCAGCCUCAUGACCAUCGCUGUGGGCACGGACUACUGGCUGUACUCCCGCGGGGUGUGCCGGUCCAAGAGCCAGAACGACAACGACACCGUCCGAAAGAACGAAGAGGUGCUGACCCACUCCGGACUGUGGAGAACCUGCUGUACCGAGGGGACAUUUCGAGGUGUUUGCAAAGACAUCGACCAUUUUGCUGAGGAUGGAGACUAUGAGCAGGAUGCUGCAGAGUACUUACUUCGAGCAGUAAGAGCUUCUAGCCUCUUCCCCAUCCUCAGUGUGGGGUUAUUGUUCCUUGGAGGCAUCUGUGUAGCUGCCAGCGAGUUCUACAAGUCACGCUACAACGUCAUCCUCUGUGCAGGGAUACUCUUUGUGUCUGCAGGCCUCAGCAACAUUAUUGGCAUCAUUGUGUACAUAUCAGCCAACUCAGGUGACCCGAGCCAGAGCGACAACAAGAAGAGCUACUCUUACGGCUGGUCUUUCUAUUUUGGGGCUUUGUCCUUCGUGCUGGCUGAGAUGGUGGGUGUCCUGGCCGUGCAUGUCUUCAUAGAAAAACACAGGCAGCUGCGCACUAAAGGCCGGCCUUCACUCACGAAGCCGCCUAUCUCCCGCAGCUCAUCUUACUUCCGCAACCGCUACUACCAUAACCGCAGCCGCAGGUACAGCACCAGGAGCAACCACAGCGUCGCGGACUCCAACUCGCAGACUUUUCAGACAACCUUGGUACGAGACAGAGAGCCAUCCCUCUCAAAUGAUUCCAAGGUCACAAUGGCGGGUUUGCCUUCACCUGUGACAGCUGGCUCAGAGUUUAUGCUCUACUCUAUGGCCCCGCCUCUCAAAGACGGUAAGAUUGACAUGGAUGUGGAUAAUUUACCUGCCGUAGCUGCUCACAACAACACAGAAAUACUGCCUGGGAACUGUGCAGCCAACAGAAGGACGACGCCAGUCUAG
Cheilinus undulatus (humphead wrasse) is the source of this 1005-nucleotide messenger RNA. It is a transcript of the gene cacng3a, whose product is annotated as voltage-dependent calcium channel gamma-3 subunit. The transcript is spliced from 4 exons. The record is from RefSeq and is a predicted model, not a curated record. Gene Ontology annotation, cellular component: AMPA glutamate receptor complex; postsynaptic density membrane. Bases 1 to 1005 code for a protein of 334 amino acids. Gene Ontology annotation, biological process: positive regulation of synaptic transmission, glutamatergic; postsynaptic neurotransmitter receptor diffusion trapping; neurotransmitter receptor internalization. NCBI's taxonomy places the organism in Eukaryota, Metazoa, Chordata, Actinopteri, Labriformes, Labridae. Gene Ontology annotation, molecular function: channel regulator activity; voltage-gated calcium channel activity.